This is a messenger RNA of Arabidopsis thaliana (thale cress), 1133 nucleotides long. Its product is annotated as F-box family protein. The record is from RefSeq and is marked reviewed. The transcript is spliced from 6 exons. Lineage: Eukaryota; Viridiplantae; Streptophyta; Magnoliopsida; Brassicales; Brassicaceae. The coding region runs from base 100 to 909 and encodes 269 amino acids.
CCGGUUUGAUUUGGAAUUAAGUAAAUUACACAAAACCGAUACAAUGAUUAAAGAACCUUGACGUCGACGAUGAUUGUGUGAUCUCCCCAGAAAAGAGAAAUGAAGAGAUACCAAAAUCUAAAGGUAGGAGAAGCUUUCUCCAAAAAUCGUAUUUACCCAUUUGCUUGCAAUGAACUAAGCUCCAUAUUGAAUCUUGCUUACUCUCUAUCACCCAAAAAUGUCAAAGCUUUGAUCUUCCAAGAUACCCUCUCCGCUUUUCGUCUUCUUCCCGACAUCAAUACAUCAGCUGCUGUUUCAGCCGCUAACCUUCUCCUGAAGAGCGUGGAAGCGGUGCUCCCCAAACAGAAGAAGAAUUUAGCCAUUGUAGAAUUCAAGCAGGCAAAAGUAGCACUAAAGAGGCGUAGUAAGAACCGUGAGGAAGAAGAUAUAGAUAUACCUUCACUUCCACAAGAUAUCCUUAUUCACAUCUUCAGUUUCCUCGAGAUAUCGUCCUUAGUUUCCUCAGCUCAAGUGUCUCGCUCUUGGAACCAAGCAACGCAUGAGAACUCUCUGUGGCAAUCACAAUUUGACCUUCACUUCAAUCACAAAGUCUUGAUUCGUAUGCAGUCCGAUAUUGACUGGAGAGAAGCCUUUAAGAAAGCAUACAUCGCGGCUAAUUCAUCGGAGGCAUUGAGAUCUGGCCGGGGAUACUGCAGUUACUGUGAUUCUAUUGUUUGGCACGAAAACUUGAGAUGUCUGAACAAACAAUGUCGGUUGAAAUCAGGCAACAAGCCACUCGACCUCAUAACAACUCACCAGGUUGUCAACUAUUUGCUGGGGAUAGAGAGUUCUGAUGAUGAAAGCGAAUCAGACGAUGAAGCCUUUCCUGGACGACUAUGGAAACUUUCUUACGUGCCUGAUUACUUGUAAAUCACUAAAGAGAAAUAUAUGGCCCUAUAUGGGCUUGUGGUACCUCAUUGGACCAUUUGGCCUUACUAAGAAUGUUUGUGUAGUUUCAAGCCUACUUGAUUAGCUUUUUGUUUGCAGAUACGUAUGGUAAUAUUGUGUUUUAUCUAAAAGAAGUUUCUACUUUUCUAAUAACACUUGAAUUUACGAAAGAGUAUAAUAAUCUACCAAAAUAAUGGAAUAUAAGA